AUGCAACAGCCCACAAACGUAUCUGAAUUGAGGAGUUUUUCUCGAAUGACAUCGUAUUGCUCGAGAUUUAUAAAGGAUUAUGCGACAAUAACGGAACCAUUGAGGCGUUUAAACAAAAAGGACACACCCUGGUCAUGGGAAAAUGAUCAGCAGGUCGCGUUCGAGAAACUGAAAAGAGAAUUAAGUAGUGAUACGGUUAUCACAUACUUUAGUCCAUUAAAAGAAAUUGAGCUAAUAGUAGAUGCUUCACCAGUCGGUAUAUCUGGGAUACUAACACAGGAAGGAAAAAUUAUCGCGUACGCGUCUCGUGCACUGACACAGACAGAAUCACGUUACUCACAAACAGAAAGAGAGGCUCUGGCAGUAGUAUGGUCGUGUGAGCACUAUUCGAUGUACUUAAGAGGUGCUCCAACUUUCACGUGCUUCACAGAUCACAUGCCACUGACGAAAAUAUGGCAGAAGAAACAACCACCAUUACGAAUUGAACGAUGGGGAUUACGUCUACAACCAUUUAAUGUAAAAAUUGAAUACAGGCCUGGAAAGGAUAACCCGUCUGAUUACAUGUCUCGUCAUCCGUUGAAAUGUGACGAGCAGAGAAAUAUAGCCGAGGAAUAUGUAGCAUUCGUUUCCGCACAGGCAGUGCCAAAUGCAAUGACACUAGAUGAAGUAAAAAUAGAAUCAGUCAAAGAUAAAACUAUACAGAAAGCGAUUGAAUACGCAAAGAAUGGAAAAUGGCAUGAAAUGAAAACAGUGACAGAUUUUAAAAUCGACAUGGAAGAGCUGGUGGUACUCAGAAGCGUAAAAGAUGAAUUGACGGUUCACAAUGACACGGUCUUAUUAAGAAAUGACAAAUUAGUGAUACCGAAAACACUCCGAAAUCGUGCGAUAAAACUGGGACAUGAAGGGCACCAGGGAAUUGUUAAAACUAAAAGCUAUAUACGAUCAAAGGUAUGGUUUCCGAACAUGAAUGCAGAAAUUGAAACAGCAAUACAAAAAUGUCUAGCCUGUCAAGCCAACUCAAGGGAACCAAGACCGCGAGAACCACUGAAAAUGUCAGAUUUGCCAUCUGGACCUUGGAAAAAUAUAAGUGCAGAUUUUUGUGGACCUCUAGAAAACGGUGAUUACCUAUUGGUUGCAGUAGAUGAGUACUCGCGAUAUCCAAUAGUGGAAAUAGUAAAGAGUGUUUCAGCAAAUAUGGUCAUACCGGUUAUGGACAAAAUAAUUUCAAUGUUUGGUGUCCCCAAAGUAAUUAAAACAGAUAAUGGAUCGCCAUUUAAUAGUACGGCAUUUGCGGACUUUGCAAAAUUUUACGGUUUUAUACACAGAAAAAUCACGCCUAGGUGGCCAAGGGCUAAUGCUCAGGCAGAAGCAUUCAACAAAUCGUUGAUGAAGAGUGUUAAAUCGGCAUUCAUGGAGGGAAGGAAUUACAAACAAGAACUGUUCAGAUUUCUCCGCCAGUACAGAGCUACACCGCACGUGUCAACUGGAUUUACGCCAUUUCGGCUAAUGUUCGGAAGGGAACCGGUAACGCGUAUGCCAGACAUUAAUCAACACCAAAAUGAGGACACGCGUGCAGACGAAAUAGCACGAAGAAAUGAUGAGUUAUCAAAAGCAAAAUCAAAACAAUACGAGGACCAGCGAAUGAACGCACGAGAACGAAACAUUAACGUCGGAGACAGAGUUUUACUUAGAAACGAAACACCAAGAAAGUCAAGUACAAUGUAUAAUCCAGUCCAAUAUAAAGUUAUAAACAAAAAGGGACCAAUGAUAAGUGUUCGAAAUGAUGAAGGACAUUGUGUCACCAGGAACUCAUCUGUUAUGAAAACAGUAGAUCCAGACUUAAUGGGGAAUACGCCUAAACAGCACGGGGAAAGCGAUAUUGAGGACUAUCAGGGGGAGGAACUCGCUGAAAGACAAAACACGAGUUAUGCAGCAAGGCCAGCACGAGAUAGUCGUCCGCCCGCAUAUUUAAAAGAUUUUGUAAGUUAG
Messenger RNA from Ruditapes philippinarum (Manila clam), 1989 nucleotides. RefSeq lists its product as uncharacterized. Gene Ontology annotation, biological process: DNA integration. The transcript has a single exon. The record is from RefSeq and is a predicted model, not a curated record. NCBI's taxonomy places the organism in Eukaryota, Metazoa, Mollusca, Bivalvia, Venerida, Veneridae. The coding region runs from base 1 to 1989 and encodes 662 amino acids. Gene Ontology annotation, molecular function: nucleic acid binding.